CUUCUAGCUUCAUGCGUCGGGCCUUCCCCCGCCCUAGGUGCGCCCCCGAAGCUUCAUUUCCCUUUUAAACAACCUCAUGCAGCCCUGUCUACCAUCUGGCUCAGAGAUGCCUCCAGAGACAUCAUGGACUUUUGGACGCGCCUCCUAGGCACAUCGCUUUCGUCGGGCAACUCGAGGAGAGAUGAUGCGAAGAACCCGGCCAAGCGGCUUCACCGCUUCGAUAAGGAAUUCAACCAUGUACUGCAUUUGUGGAGGACCGCGUCGAACCUCGCCCAAGACGACGAUCGUGCCGAAGCCAUCGAAAUACGUCUUCACGAACUCACCAACAUCUUAAGCGACGAAGCGCGGAAACCUCUACCCCAUCCUUGCAUCCAAUACGCCGCCAAGAAGCAAAUAUACGUCCCCAUCGGCAAGAUCGCGACCACCUCGUACAAUGAAUGGAUUAUCAAGGAGACCGUCAAUCUUUUCGCUACCCUCGUUGAGACAGACGAGGAGUCUUUCGUCUCCACUCCUAGUUUCUCGGCGAGCGUGACCAACUUCCUCGUCCGCAUCACCGGGCUCAACAGCAUACGCCUUGGCUCGGACACAGAAGCCGAGGUAGUUGAGCUCGCCUUCAGCAUUACGACGAAGAUCCGCAUGGAUCGCUCUAUCCUCCCGGCAUGGUUCGAGCCCCAGCGAGAUCGCGACGACGGACGCACAGAUCCUCAAUCGACGGCCCAGGACAAGCGCAAGAACUUUGUCGGCCGUACCCAGAAGCAAGACUUCCCCCUUUUCUACAUCCUGAUGGACUACAUUCACCAAGAGGGCAAAGUCGGCGAUUUUGCUCGCACCGGUCUCCUAUACAUCAUCGAGGCUGCCGCAAGCUCCGAGUCACUCGAACAAUGGAUCGUCGAAAGCGAUCUCUCCACCCUCAUGGCCACCGGCCUGGGAGCUUUAUACAGCCAGCUAAGCCGCAAGCUCGUCAUCGACCAUCUUCCCCACGAUCUUCCUCCCGUUCUCGCCCUCUCCGACUACCAACAUCCCGUCUCUAACCAGGAGAUUGUCAGCUCCUGCUCUGCCGAGUUUCAACUACACCUGCAGACCUUCCUUUCCCACCUUCUCUUCUGGCAGGAUGUAUUGGAGCAUUGCAAGUCUGUCGAGAUCAAGCAGACACUCCUCGAGCAUUUCCAGGUUAUCUUCCUGCAGCAGCUGUUGUAUCCCUCGCUUCUCGAAUCGUCUGAUAUAGAUGGCGGCUCCUCCGUGGCGGUUCUGACCUAUUUGCGACGGAUUCUCGAGUCCCUAGAUCACCCUGAUAUGGUCCAUCUCAUUCUUCAUUACCUCCUCGGACUCUCAGACCGCACCCCGCCUGAUUCGGCGGACGAUAAGACGACAAUAAGCGAUGCCCGCAAGCGCAAGUCGAUGGACCUUGCCUCGAUGCUGGCUCAGACCCAGUCGGACUUGACGGCGACGCCUCUCUUGUUUAACCUCGUUGACCUGAUUCUUGCCUGUCUACGGUCACAAAACCAACAAACCAUCCACGUCACCCUGCAGCUCGUAUCGGCCAUUCUCAAAAGGCAUCACCGCUACGCCGUCAUGACCAUUUUGCGGACAGAGGGCGUUGUGGGAGAAAGAGCGCAUCGGACGGUGGGCGCGCAUGAGCAAGAAGUUGACUUUUUCGUCAAUCUGGUGGGCUGCAUUGGCGGCCGUGACAACUUCGACGAGGUGUAUGAAAACAUUUUGAAAGACACUAUGGCCCGGUUAGAGAGCCACCCCUGUUCGUUAAAAUUGGUCGCACCCAGGCUCUCCAUCCACAACCACCAGCUGCCGGCCAUUCCCGACGGUUUGCCGGGUGCUCCCCGCAGCGUCCGUGAGCACACGUUACGUCCGGAUGACCCGCUGCUAAACACUCUGCUGGACCUGUUGGAGACGUUCUUCCUGAACCCCGUCGAUACCAACCUGUCGCUCACGGAGACGAUUGUGAACUUGGCCACUUGUGGGUACAUGACCGUGGAAGGUUGGCUUCUCCGAAAUCCGCAAAAAUAUACAUAUGAUGAGCAACCCGCCGACUCCACCUCUCCGACGAGUCCAACCCCCACUUCCCCCGGGGGCUCACCCGUUGACGCCGAGUUCUCGUCAGCGGCCGAGCUGCAAAAGAUCCAGGCAAUCAAGGACUGCCAAAGACGACCGAUAUGGGCACCGCCGACCUUGCCGCGUUUCCUGACCCUUCUACAGAAGCUCUGCAACCAGGUAUCAGAGUAUCGCGGAUGCAUCCCCCGGUUUGACGAUCUUCUUCAGCAGCGACGAGAGGCGUUUCAUACAACCGACGCAGCGCAAGUGCCAGCGACGCCGCGCCCGAAUCGUAAACCGACUCCUCACCAACAAGGGUCGACUCUCACGCCCGACGGGGCGAGCCCCGAUGCGCUUUCGCGCAGCGCGUCGCCGGCGCGACCCUCGGGCAUCGAGGGAUUCGCACAGCGUCUCCUGUCCGAUCUCGGCACCCCUGGCCGGGGGACCAACAGUCCCCGCGGUGCCAAAGAGCAGCAGCACCACCGUGGAUCCGGCGCCGCAAGCCCGACUCCCGGGGCCGGAUCUCUGGCUGGCGGGGGGAGUCACGGCGUUGCCACCCCGACGGGACGACCGACGCCCCCGCCCAAGGAUUACCCGCCUCACGUGUACGAAGGUCCGGCGAAAGGCGGGGAACGGAUGCGUAGCAUAUCGCCCGGCAGCGGCAGCAUGAGGAUCGCGACGCAGGAGGAUGUGGUCGCGAAUCAGAUGGCUGCGUUCACUGUCGUGGAUCAGAGUAUCCUGUCGAGGCGGGUGGGGAUCCCGCAUAAUGUGGAAGCGAUACCGCUGAGACUGGAGCGGGAGCAGCAGCAGACGUCGGGGGCGGAGCAGGCGACACCGCAUAUCCCGCCUCCCAAGGAUGAUGAUCCGCAAGAAGACGAUGUGGGGGGUGAGGAGGAGGAAGCUGAGAGCGGAGAAGGCGAGGACGGUAUGACGCGGGAUAAGGAUGGUGAGCUAGGGGAGUCGGCCGAAGACGGCGAGCGAGACGAGGAAGGGGAGGAAGGGGAGGAGACGGCGCGGAUGGCAUCCGUGUCGCAUGUCAUCACUAAUGUUCUCAUAUUCCAGAGCUUCUUGUUGGAGCUGGCGGCUCUGGUGCAGGUGAGGGCCAGCUUAUUCGACGAGGUGCGGUUCGUCUAGGAUUUGGUGUGGCUUCGUCUCGCUGCCCCAUGAGAGGACCGAGUGUUUCUUCUGGAAACAUCAUUUCACAGCACACACUCUUGUUCAUUUGUACGGGUUCAGGGGCGGAGGUGGAUCAUAUAUUCAGUUUUAGGGCAUCAGCGUAGGAUUGGCAUUCCCCUUCUUGCAUUUAUAGAGGGAGUGGGCUCGGAGACGGGAUGCUCUGGCUCUGCACGUUAGACCGACUAGUUGUUGUAGUUAUUCAAAACAGCCUCCUUGAGGUGAGGCAUUCGCUUCUUGACUGUCGGAUGGCGAUGUCGAUCGUUGACUACGGG
Sodiomyces alkalinus F11 is the source of this 3494-nucleotide messenger RNA. RefSeq lists its product as hypothetical. The coding region runs from base 124 to 3180 and encodes 1018 amino acids. NCBI's taxonomy places the organism in Eukaryota, Fungi, Ascomycota, Sordariomycetes, Glomerellales, Plectosphaerellaceae. The record is from RefSeq and is a predicted model, not a curated record. The transcript is spliced from 4 exons.